GUCGCUGUAACUUCUAGAUCCGCUGGUUCCCAAUCCUCCAUUAUUUUCCUCACUUUCGGCGCUCUCUUCAGGAUUAUCGGCCGCGAUCUCUGCUGAAUUCUGUUCAAAUCGUUUGUACUCGGUAGUUUCUGUUCGAUUUUAUGCAAAUUGUUUAUAAAUCGGUAGUUGCAGUCAAUAAUUUCCAGGUGAACUGGGGUUUUUGCUUUUUUUCCCUCGAAUUGUGCUGUUUGAAAUUUGAAGAAGAUAUUUGCUGUUGAAAACCUUUGUUAAUAAAUCUGUUGCUGCUGAGGUCAGUAUUCCAUUAUCUGGUAAAUCGUGUUGGAAUCGAUUAUGUUAGGUGGUUUUGUGUGAAUUGGGUUUUAAUUAUGUAGAUUAACAGGUUGCUGCUAUGGUAAGGGUAAUUUCUGUUGGAUGUAGGGAGGCUUGAAUAUAAGAAAUUAAAUUUUUUUACUGAGGUAGAAUAUCAUUGAAUACAAACACACCAACUAAUACACUCACUUGUUACGUUUGAUUACAAGUGAGUCCUAUUUAGGGUGCUAGAUAGAAUAUUCUAGAUAAAUGAAUAAUCUUUAUAUCUCUAGAUUCUUCAUUUUCUUGUAUCUUCUUUUAAUUUCUAGUUUGUUCUAGAUUUGAUAUAUUUUCUAGUCUAUUCUUAUUUUAUUCUAGAUUAUUCAUUAAUUAUUUGAAGAAGAUAUUUUCUGUUGAAAACCUUUGUUAAUAAAUCUGUUGCUGAGGUCAGUAUUCCAUCAUCUGGUAAAUUGUGUUGGGAUCGAUUAUGUUCGGUGGUUUUUGUCUGAAUCGGGUUUUAAUUAUGUAGAUUAAUUGAUUGCUGCUAUGGUAUGGGUAAUUUUGGUUUGUAUAUUGUUAGAACUUCGAAGAAGUAGUUAGCUAUGGAAUCGUCUCUUAGCUAGAUACUGUAUUGGAGAUUGGUGUACUAUAAUUGAAUGUAUUGUAUCUAGUAAAAAAGAACGCAGUUACAUGAAUUUUUUACUGUGUCAAACAUAUUACCAGGUGCAAUUUCCGGUCGUUUUGACUAAUGUUAGGUGCAGUGAUAACUGAUACUUUUUCGUUUGUCCUCAUUUUUGUCUGUGGUAAAUCUGUGUUGGCUUGAAACAAGAUCUGGAUUCUGUUUCUUUACCAGUGUUGAUUUUAUAUUGCAAACUCCAAAAAGCUGAUUACAUAGACAGAAUCAUUUUAUUGAUUUAUUUGCAUUUGAUUCCUCCAAAUGUAUGGGAAACAAUAGAUUCGAAGAUUGGGAGCUUAGCUGUGAAUGGGGAUUCAGACGAUGAACAACUCGUGGUUGAGCCUCACCCUCGACCAAGUCAGGGCGCAUUUAGCCAAUUCGGGUAAAUUGUUGGGCAACAUGAACCUCGACGAGCUGCUAAAAAAUGUAUGGGCGACAGAGGCGACCCAUUCACCCGGGACAGAUGCGAUGAACUCAUCCCCUGCAGCAUCUCUUCAGCGGCAGGCAAGUUGGUCGCUUGCGAGGGCGUUUGGCAAGAAGACGGUGGACGAGGUGUGGCGGGACAUCCAGCAAGGAUAUAGAACGAGCAAGACAGAGGGGAGCGGCGGCCAAGAACGAGAGCCGACUCUUGGAGAAACAACCCUUGAGGAUUUCUUGGUGAAGGCUGGGAUGUACGUAGCAAAUCCAAUGAUCGAGCCUGUCAUGUCGUUGGACAGUGCAUUGAAGUCCCAUAAAUUAUCGUCCCAAAUGCAGUUGUCGCCUUCCCCUUCAAUUGAUGCAAUGUUGGAUAUGCCAAUUCUAGGUCGGAAGCGGAUACCGGGGGACUUGGAUAAGGCCAUCGAACGGAGGCUAAGGCGAAAGAUUAAGAACCGGGAAUCGGCUGCUCGAUCGCGAGCAAGAAAACAGGCUUACCAUAAUGAACUGGUGACGAAGGUAUCCUAUCUUGAAGAGGAAAACACAAAGCUUAAAAAUGAAAAGUAAAAUGAUGAAUUAUGAUCUCCAUUACCGCAAAAAGAUCAUUGCUUUGCAGGAAUUCGAAGAUUCGUUUGGUUCUGAUAUUUAUGAACCGAGGUAUCAGCUCCGGAGAACAAGUUCAUUCUGAUGUCGACCCAACAGUAUCUCGAGUUUUUUGUAUAGCUAAGUUGACAAGAGGAGAGGAGACCCUUUACUAUGUGCAAUAUAGAGUGGAAGAAAUUGAGGGUUCUCUCAUACAUAUGUAUUGUACAUUGUAUAAAAGUAUAAAACUUGAAAUGUAAGUGGUUGUCAUAGAAAAAUAGAACAUUCUAGAAAACUAGAGUGGAACAAAAGAUACGAUGGAUCAUGAUAAAUAUACUCCUAGUUUUGUCGACUACUCUUCUAUCGUUCCC
This is a messenger RNA of Andrographis paniculata, 2331 nucleotides long. Its product is annotated as ABSCISIC ACID-INSENSITIVE 5-like protein 2. The transcript is spliced from 3 exons. Gene Ontology annotation, molecular function: DNA-binding transcription factor activity. Gene Ontology annotation, cellular component: nucleus. NCBI's taxonomy places the organism in Eukaryota, Viridiplantae, Streptophyta, Magnoliopsida, Lamiales, Acanthaceae. The coding region runs from base 1271 to 1945 and encodes 224 amino acids. The record is from RefSeq and is a predicted model, not a curated record. Gene Ontology annotation, biological process: positive regulation of DNA-templated transcription.